UGAAGACUUUGCCACUGGAGUGGAGACGCACAACGAUUAGUCGGUUUUUAACAAUGUGUUCAACGAGUCAAAAACGGAGAGUGUUUUAAUUUUGUUUUGUAAUAGACGAAGAGCAUACCUGUUCAAAAAUCAGUCGAAGUAGCUUCCAUUUUUUCAGCGUUUUUGUGUGCAGCCUGCCAAUAAAUCUACAGAGCUCACUCCGCGAGCGGUUUGUGCUUUUGGACGUUUUACUUCUACUACUCUCGCCAUGGAGUACACCUCUUCCCCGAAGCCACAGCUCUCCUCCAGGGCAAACGCGUUCUCGAUAGCCGCUAUCAUGUCAAGUGGAAAAACGAAGGACAAGGAAACCGAUGAAAACACCAUCAAGCCACUUGAACAAUUCGUGGAGAAGUCCUCCUGUAACCAAGGUUUGGGAGAGUUGUCUUCUCUAGAUGGGCUCGGAGAUUUCAGCGGGAGCGCGCCUCCAGUGUGCACAGAGCCGCUGAUCCCCACCACUCCCAGUGUUCCCAGCGAGGAGAUGGCCAAAAUCUCCUGCACUUUAGAGACCAAAGAACUCUGGGACAAAUUCCAUGAUCUCGGCACCGAGAUGAUCAUCACAAAAUCCGGAAGAAGAAUGUUCCCCACCAUCCGUGUGUCCUUCUCCGGGGUGGACCCGGACGCCAAAUACAUCGUGCUGAUGGACAUUGUUCCGGUCGACAACAAACGCUACCGAUACGCCUACCACAGGUCGUCCUGGCUCGUGGCGGGCAAGGCGGACCCUCCUCUGCCUGCAAGGUUAUACGUGCACCCUGACUCUCCUUUCACCGGGGAACAGCUGCUCAAACAAAUGGUGUCUUUCGAGAAAGUAAAGCUCACCAACAACGAACUGGACCAACAUGGACACAUCAUACUAAACUCCAUGCAUAAGUACCAGCCCCGGGUCCACAUCAUCAAGAAGAAGGACCACACCGCCUCCCUUCUCAACCUCAAGUCAGAGGAGUUCCGCACCUUCGUUUUCACAGAGACUGUCUUUACCGCGGUCACAGCCUACCAGAACCAGCUGAUAACCAAGCUGAAGAUCGACAGCAACCCGUUUGCGAAAGGCUUCCGAGACUCCUCCCGACUGACGGACAUGGAGAGGUUACUGCAAAGACAUGAUAUAUCUUGGGAAAGUGUUGAGAGUUUGAUCCACAAACACUCAUACGCACGGUCGCCAAUACGCACCUACGCAGGUGAGGAGGAGACACUGGGGGAUGACAGCCACGCCGCACAUAGGGGUUCUGCGUUCACCGCCUCUGACAACCUCUCUCUGAGCUCCUGGGUCACUGCCACCUCUGGUUUCUCAGGCUUCCAGCACCCCCAGGCCCUCUCUGCCAUGGGCUCCAGCAGCGCCUCCCUGGCCACCCCCUUGCCCCACCCCAUCCAGGGCUCCCUGCCCCCUUACAGCCGGCUGGGCAUGCCCCUGACACACUCGACCCUGGCGGGCACCAUGCAGGGCGGCGGGCCCUCCUUCCCCUCCUUCCACAUGCCCCGCUACCACCACUACUUCCAGCAGGGCCCCUACGCUGCCAUCCAGGGACUGCGCCACUCCUCCACCGUCAUGACCCCCUUUGUAUGAC
Molecule: messenger RNA, 1598 nt
Organism: Oncorhynchus keta (chum salmon)
Lineage: Eukaryota; Metazoa; Chordata; Actinopteri; Salmoniformes; Salmonidae
Product: T-box transcription factor TBX20-like
Exons: 9
Coding region: 248-1597 (449 amino acids)
Biological process (GO): vasculogenesis; heart looping; regulation of transcription by RNA polymerase II
Cellular component (GO): nucleus
Molecular function (GO): RNA polymerase II cis-regulatory region sequence-specific DNA binding; DNA-binding transcription factor activity, RNA polymerase II-specific
Source: RefSeq, a predicted model, not a curated record